GUAGGGAAUCCACAGAAAUGUCCUUGUCAUUGGAGGACGCUUCAGAAUCUUGCUGGGAAGAGAAAUCCGAUGGGCAGAGGGACACCACACCAGAGCUAUUAAUGGACCAUCCAGAUGGCCACUCGGCACCAGAAGACUCCCCGCCUCCUCCUUGCCCCGACUGCGGUCGUACAUUCCAAACCCUUCGCGCCCAUAACCUGCAUCGGCGCAACCACUCAGCCGAUCUCUCCUACACCUGCAAGGACUGCGACACAGCCCGUGCCAGAGCUACAGAAGGCAGCGGAAAGCCCUAUUCCUGCUCUCAUUGUGGACGGCGCUUCUGCUGGUUACUAGCACUUCACAGCCAUCACGAACAGCAACACACGGGGCAGCGAGGCUACCAAUGUUCACAGUGUGGCAAACAGCUGCCCAGCCAACCAGCAUUCCGAAGACACCAGCAAACUCACCGCAAGGACAGGACAUGUAUUUGGUGCAGCAAAGCUUUCAACUGCUCGGCAAAACUGUCACGCCAUAUGCGUAUACACACAGGGGAGCGACCCUAUCAGUGUCCAGAUUGCCCGCAAGCGUUUACACAGCUAGAGACCCUCCGUGUCCACCAGUGGACUCACGAGGAUCCCAAACCCUACCAGUGCAAGGACUGCGGGCGAAGGUUUCGGGCCCAAUGCACCUUCGAGAAGCACAGGAAGUUGCACAUUUCACGGAAGCCGCACACUUGCCCCGUGUGCGGCAAGACUUUUUUCUUCUCCUCCCGCUAUAAGCGCCACUUGCGUGUUCACACAGGCGAGAAACCCUUUCAAUGCCAGCAGUGCGGAAAGCGAUUUAACCAACGGUCUAAUUAUCAGCGGCACUGGGCUAUCCAUGUAGGUAAGAGGCCCUUUCCAUGUGACUUGUGCGAAAAGAGUUUCAGCCAGGCGUCAAAUUACAGGCGGCAUCUGAGAACUCACCGCGAGGAUAUGAGAACUCUCCGCAAGGAGACGGAUAGGUGGGAGGAAAAAGGGGAAUUUAAAUGUAUCGAUUGUGGGGUUUCCUUCCAGCAUGAAGGUGGGCUGCACGAACACUACAUACAACAUGCCAGAGGGGAGGUGUGACCCCUGCAGUGAAUCGUGGUUCUGCCUGCUUCCUG
This is a messenger RNA of Nanorana parkeri, 1123 nucleotides long. Its product is annotated as oocyte zinc finger protein XlCOF26-like. The record is from RefSeq and is a predicted model, not a curated record. Gene Ontology annotation, molecular function: DNA-binding transcription factor activity, RNA polymerase II-specific; RNA polymerase II transcription regulatory region sequence-specific DNA binding. The transcript is spliced from 2 exons. Bases 18 to 1088 code for a protein of 356 amino acids. NCBI's taxonomy places the organism in Eukaryota, Metazoa, Chordata, Amphibia, Anura, Dicroglossidae. Gene Ontology annotation, biological process: regulation of transcription by RNA polymerase II. Gene Ontology annotation, cellular component: nucleus.